UGCGUGGAGCAAUGUUUUCAUGCGUACGCAGGGCUCGCGCUCCGUCCGCUCGUCACAGUGCCAUGGCGCCCGUGAUGUGUGUGGUGAAGGAGGGCUCGUCGUAGCUGCAACCCGCCCGGUGUGAAGAGCAUCCAGCCGCGGUCCGUUCCAGUCCUGCCCUGAAUCGGAACCCUCUCCGGACCGGCCAUGACCGUGGAGCAGAAUGUCCUCCAGCAGCACUCUCAGAAGCAUCAGCAGACUCUACUAAACCAGUUGAGGGAGGUCACUGGCACCACAGACGUUCAGCUGCUUCAGCAGGCCCUGCAGGUGAGCAAUGGAGACCUGGCCGAGGCCGUGGCCUUUCUGACCGAGAAGAACCCCAAGGUCCCCCAGCAGGAUGAGACCACGUACUACCAGACGUCGCAGGUUUCCAGCGACAGAUACAUCAGCGUGGGCAGCCAGGCGGACACCAACGUGAUCGAUCUGACUGGCGACGAUAAGGAUGACCUGCAGAGGGCCAUCGCCCUCAGCCUGGAGGAGUCCAACCGCGCCUUCCGGGAGACGGGCAUCACCGACGAGGAGCAGGCCAUCAGCAGAGUCCUGGAAGCCAGCAUCGCCGAGAACAAGGCGAGUCUGAAGAGGACGCACACAGAGGUGUGGAGCGACUCCCCCAACCCGUACGACAGGAAGAGAGUCGACAACUGCCCCGUGGGGCUGAAAAAUGUGGGCAACACCUGCUGGUUCAGCGCCGUCAUACAGUCUCUCUUCAACUUGCUGGAGUUCCAGAGGCUGGUGCUCAACUACUCCCCCCCGGCCCGAGUCCACGACCUGCCCCGCAACCAGAAGGAGCACAGGAACCUGCCCUUCAUGCAGGAGCUGAGGAACCUCUUCUCCCUCAUGGUGGGCUCCAAGAGGAAAUACGUGGACCCGUCUCGAGCUGUGGAAAUCCUCAAAGACGCCUUCAAGUCCAGCGAGUCGCAACAGCAGGAUGUGAGCGAGUUCACCCACAAGUUGCUGGACUGGCUGGAAGACGCCUUCCAGAUGAAGGCUGAAGAGGACAGGGAGGGCGAGAAGCCAAAGAACCCCAUGGUGGAGCUCUUCUACGGCCGCUUCCUCGCCGUCGGCGUCCUGGAAGGGAAGAAGUUCGAGAACACGGAGAUGUUCGGCCAGUACCCGCUGCAGGUGAACGGGUUCAAGGACCUCCACGAGUGCCUGGAGGCCGCCAUGAUCGAGGGCGAGAUCGAGUCGCUGCACUCGGCCGAGAACUCGGCCAGAUCCGGGCAAGAGCACUGGUUCACAGAGCUCCCUCCCGUGCUGACCUUUGAACUCUCCAGGUUCGAGUUCAACCAGGCGCUGGGCCGACCGGAGAAGAUCCACAACAAGCUAGAGUUCCCCUGCAUGCUCUACAUGGACAGAUACAUGGACAGGAACAGAGAAAUCACCCGGAUCAAGAGGGAGGAGAUCCGGCGGCUGAAGGAGCACCUGACGCUGCUCCAGCAGCGACUGGAGAGGUAUCUGAGUUACGGUUCCGGCCCCAAGAGGUUUCCUCUGGCAGACGUCCUCCAGUACGCCAUGGAGUUUGCCUCCAGUAAGCCCGUCUGCACCUCGCCGGUGGACGACAUCGACACGUCGGCGCCCCCCGGUGGCACAACGGGUCAGCCGCUUCCGCCGCCAAGCACAGCCGAGCAGGACUCCCCGUCCCCGCUGGAGAGCUCCGCCCCCGCCUCAGGUCCCGCCGCCGCCCCCGCCGCCGCCCAGCAGCAGAGAGUCCCCAUCCACAAGCCUUUCACCCAGUCCCGGCUGCCCCCCGACCUGCCCAUGCACCCCGCCCCGCGCCACAUCACCGAGGAGGAGCUGAGAGUGCUGGAGAGCUGCCUGCACCGCUGGAGGAGCGAGGUGGAGAACGACACCCGCGACCUGCAGGGCAGCAUCACCAGAAUCCACAGAACCAUCGACCUGAUGUACUCCGACAAAUCCAUGAUGCAGGUCCCGUACCGGCUUCACGCCGUGCUGGUCCACGAGGGCCAGGCCAACGCGGGACACUACUGGGCCUACAUCUACGACCCGCACCAGCGCUGCUGGAUGAAGUACAACGACAUCUCGGUCACCAAGUCGUCCUGGGAGGAGCUGGUCCGCGACUCCUUCGGGGGCUACCGCAACGCCAGCGCCUACUGCCUCAUGUACAUCAACGACAAGAAGCCAUUUCUCAUAGAAGAGGAGUUCGACAAGGAAACGGGCCAAAUCCUCAGCGGCAUGGACAAGCUGCCCCCGGACCUGAAGCACUACGUGAAGGAGGACAACGAGCAGUUCGACAAGGAGAUGGAGGAGUGGGACACGCUGCAGGCCCGCAAGGCCCAGCAGGAGAAGCUGGCUCUGGCCACGGCCGCCGCCGCCGCCGCCGCCGCAGCAGCCGCCGCCUCGGCGGCAUCCAGCACCUCCACCUCCUCCUCCUCGCCUCAGCCCAUGAGCACCGAGUCCAGCCCUCCAGACAACGCAGCCCCCCAGCAGGACCCGGAGUACAUGGAGCAGCCGUCGCCCACCAACGACUCCAAGCACCUGCAGGAGGACACGGAGCGAGCCAUCUCCAGAGCUGCAGCCGAGCAGGAGGAGAGGAGCCCCGAGGCGCUGCUCAACGCUCAUGUCUGCCCUCCGACCUCCGCCCUCCCUGCUCCACCUGUCCCGUUGCCUCCGCCUCACCCCCCCCUGGCCCCCGAGGCCCCGGCGGGCCCUCCCCCUUCUGACGACCCCCCCCGGCCAGCGCACCGUGGAGGUGGCCAUCCCCCACGUGGGAACCUUUGUGAUCGAGUCAGAGGAGGGGGGGUACGACGACGAGGUAGCCCCGCCCCCGGCGCCGUCUCUCGCCUCUGGACAAUGAUGACCCCCAGUAUGCAGGGUAUUAUUAUGGCCAUUGGCAAAACCCACAGCGUGUUUGAAAAGAACGGGCCCGAGGCCGCCUUCUUCAAGGCCAUCAAGCUGGAGUACGCCCGGCUGGUGCGGUUCGCCCAGGAAGACACGUCGCCCGAGAACGACUACAGGCUGCAGCACGUCAUCGUCUACUUCAUCCAGAACCAGGCGCCCAAGAGGAUCCUGGAGCGGACGCUGCUCACGCAGUUCGCCGACCGGAACCUGGCGUUCGACGAGCGGUGUAAGAGCAUCAUGAACGUGGCGCGUGCCAAACUGGACCAAAUCAAGCCCGAGGAGGUCAACAUGGACGAGUACGAGAUGUGGCAUCAGGACUACAGGAACUUCCGGGAGACGACCGUCUUCAUGAUGACGGGGCUGGAGCUCUUUCAGAAAACCAACUACGUGGAGGCGCUCAUGUAUCUGAUCUACGCCUACCAGUACAACAAGGAGCUGCUGUCCCGGGGUCUGUACCGGGGCCACGACGACGAGCUGCUGGGCCACUACCGGCGCGAGUGUCUGCUGAAACUGAACGAACAAGCGGCCGCCAUGUUCGAGUCGGCCGAGGAGCCCGAGGUGUCGACGGGCCUGGGCAUCAUGAACGAGCUGGUGGUGCCCUGCAUCCCGCUGCUGCUGGUGCACGACGCCGAGCGCGACCUGCUGGCCGUGGAGGACAUGAGGAACCGCUGGUGCUCCUACCUGGGCCAGGAGAUGGAGGCGAACCUCCAGGAGAAGCUGACCGACUUCCUCCCAAAGUUACUGGACUGCUCCACAGAGAUCAAAAGCUUCCACGACCCGCCCAAGCUGCCCUCCUACUCCACCCUGGAGCUGUGCGAGCGCUUCGGCCGCGUGGUGGCGGCGCUGGGCCGGCUGGCGCCCGCCGAGGGGAGAUGAGCCCCCCCCACCUCCCCUCCCCUCCCCUCCCCUCCCGACGGGCUCCGAUCCAUGGACCUCUCUUAACCCACGCCUUCCUUAUCAAUCCAGGGGUCACUCGCUUCUAGCUGUUACUCCUCUGUUACUCCUUUGCUGCUAUCGGUUUUAUUAUUCUGAAUAUUAUUUCACUUUAUUUUAAGCAGAACUCGCAGAAAGAGGUGGGGUCGGGGGGGGGGGGGGGGGGGGGGGGGACAAAAACGAUUCAACAGGGAGACGAGAAGCUCGUUCUGCUUCAGCUUCGCAUCAAAAUAAACAAAAACAGUUUUGAGGGUUUUUUCAUAGUUUAUUCUCGUUGUCGCCGUUUGAUUGGAGCAUCCCUCCCUGGCCACGCCCCUUUCAUAAGCCCCUCCCCCAGCCCUGCCCCCCCCGCUGCUCUGCCUCCCGUUUGGUACAGUAUUACCACCAUUUGUUUUAUUUUUCUAAGGAAGGAAGCGAAGGGGUCUCCUGUCUGCUGGACUGAGCGACAUGUUUAAAGUGCUGUGGUAGACGGCCGCGGCCUUCCUGCGGCUUGUUAAUAAACUGAGAGAAUAAAAUUUUAUUUAUGGCCCUUUUAGGCCAAGUAAACA
Messenger RNA from Salarias fasciatus (jewelled blenny), 4379 nucleotides. It is a transcript of the gene usp25, whose product is annotated as ubiquitin specific peptidase 25. The record is from RefSeq and is a predicted model, not a curated record. NCBI's taxonomy places the organism in Eukaryota, Metazoa, Chordata, Actinopteri, Blenniiformes, Blenniidae. Gene Ontology annotation, biological process: protein deubiquitination. Gene Ontology annotation, cellular component: cytosol; nucleus. Gene Ontology annotation, molecular function: cysteine-type deubiquitinase activity; protein binding. The transcript has 26 exons. Bases 187 to 3774 code for a protein of 1195 amino acids.